UCCAAAUUAAUUCGAAUAUAAAAAUAGAUCCGGAUGGAUAAGAUCGAUACCACUUUCAUUUCUACUUAUGUACCAAACAUAAAAUUUCUAGCACCUCUCAAAAAGGGGUCAUAUACAAAUCAAGAAGCUUCUAGGUACUCAUGUGUAAAAGUUCCCAUUUUAAAAACAAAAUUUUUACCCGCGUCCGUUGCUCCCCUCCACUACGGACACUCCUCGUCGACCUCGCCGUCGAUCGAAUCCGAAAAGGAAAGCAAAAGGAUAUCGCGACGAGAUCUCCGGCAAUGGAUGGAAGGAGAGUAGCAGGGAAUAUGACGGAGGCGCCGCCGGUGAGAGAAGUCAUCCGGUCUGAGGACAACGCGGCGGCAUCGGAGGCCAUCAUUUCUGCCCUAGUCUGCGGCAAGAGGUCUUCUUCCAUCUUCGAGGAGCUGCCCCACACCCCUCCCCCCGCCUCGAAGAGGAUCCGCUGCUCUGCCGCCAUCCGCUCCCCCACCGCCGCCCCAGCCGCCGCCUUCUCGUCCCCGCUCCAACCCUCCCGUUCCGCUUCCUCCCCCGUUGAUCACAGCAAGAAAGACGGUGGUGGAGACCGUUUGUCUUCCAUUGCUCAACUCAGAUUCCUCUUCCCGGAGAUGGACCCUCAGGUUCUUCAAAGAGCCCUUGAAGCAUGUAACAGUAAUAUGGAUUCAGUAAUCAAGAGUUUUAAUGAACUUCAAUCACGAGCUGCAGAGAGAAAUUUCUGUUCUGCUUCAGGCAAAACUUCAGUGAAAAUGGGCACAAAUGUUCUCUUGUCAUCAGAAGCAGCCAGGAACUCAUUUUCUGCGGAGAACCUCCCACCAAAUGGCUCUGGAUGGAUAGAGCUAUUUGUUGGAGAAAUGAUGAAUGCCUCUCACAUGGAUGAUGCAAGAUCUCGUGCUUCCAGAGUACUAGAAUUAUUGGAGAAAUCCAUCAAGGCUCGUAUGGGUGCUGAAGCAGCAUAUAGCUUUCAAGAGGAAAAUAAGAAGCUGAAGGAACAGGUUGAUGCAUUGCUUCGUGAGAAUACUAUAUUGAAGCGUGCAGUUGCAAUCCAGAAUGAGCGUCAGAAAGAUUGCGAAGCAGGGAGCCAAGAAUUGCUGGAGUUGAAACAGAUGGCCUCACAGAAUCAGGAACAGUUGAGGACACUCGAAUUAAACAAUUACACACUAGCAAUGCAACUCAAACAGGCUCUGCAGAGCUCCACCAUCCCAGGAAAUUUUGACCGCGAUGUUUUCUAGGAAACUCGGGCUCUAAUACUCUUAUUUUGAGAUAUUUUGCUGCAAUUGCAAGAGGUUUUGUCUUCUCAAAAUGGGCCCAACCUAGAUUGUUAAUAGUUUUGUCAACAAUUUUGUAUAUAUGUGACCAAAUAAAUAUACGAUAAACUGAU
Molecule: messenger RNA, 1396 nt
Organism: Elaeis guineensis (African oil palm)
Lineage: Eukaryota; Viridiplantae; Streptophyta; Magnoliopsida; Arecales; Arecaceae
Source: RefSeq, a predicted model, not a curated record